Messenger RNA from Blepharisma stoltei, 246 nucleotides. Lineage: Eukaryota; Ciliophora; Heterotrichea; Heterotrichida; Blepharismidae. The record is from the annotation of a GenBank genome assembly.
AUGAUUUUUAAACUUUUAUUACAAUUUCAUUCAAAUAAGAUAUUCAACUCAUCAGCAGAGAUUGGAUUUGACAUGAAGAGCGGGAUAGCAGCCAUGAUAGCAGGUUCUGGAAUAAGCGUAGUCCCAGAAAAUCUAUUGAGAGCAGUGGACAACUUGAAAUCAAUAAUCUCAAACUCAUCACCACCAAAAUUUCAGGCACUAAUGAAUUUGAGCCCGGACUCUUGAUUAAAGACAGGAUGACUUUAA